Molecule: messenger RNA, 1425 nt
Organism: Strigops habroptila (Kakapo)
Lineage: Eukaryota; Metazoa; Chordata; Aves; Psittaciformes; Psittacidae
Gene: SMIM7
Product: small integral membrane protein 7
Exons: 5
Coding region: 469-696 (75 amino acids)
Source: RefSeq, a predicted model, not a curated record
UGCUGUCCCCACCGCGCACCUACAGCCCCGUGUCACCCACCGCGGCCCCCCCGGCCCGGCCCUCACGGACGGGGCCGUUGCCGAGGCGGCUGCCGCUCCUCCGGGCGCCGCGCUCACCUGGCUCGUAUUUGAGGUAGAGGACGGAGACGAUGAAGUAAGCCGUGUCGAACAGCGGGAAGACGGGCAGCGAGGCGAAGGCGGCCGCCAGCUCCCCGAGCUGCAGGGCCGCCGCCAGCUCCAUGGCGCCGCGGCAGCGAGCAGGGCACCGCCGCCCACCUCCGGAGAGACCCCGCGGCCCCGCGUCCUAACGGCGCUGCGGCACCGACGCGGCGCAAGCCCGAGGCGCCGCUCGUUUCCCCGCCGCCACCGGCGGACGGUGUCCGGACGCGGAGCCCCCGCCCCGGUGCCACUCCCCCUCUCCGAGGGGCAGCGCCCGCCCCUUCCGCUUCCUCCGCCAGAGCUGCCGCCAUGAUCGGGGACCUGCUGCUCUGCGGGACGCUGCUGGUGAACGCCGGGGCCGUGCUCAACUUCAGGCUGAGGAAGAGGGACACGGAGGGAUUCGGCGAGGAGUCGAGGGAACCCACGACCGGUGACAAUAUCAGAGAGUUCUUGCUGAGUCUCAGAUAUUUUCGAAUCUUCAUUGCCCUGUGGAAUGUCUUCAUGAUGUUCUGUAUGAUUGUCUUAUUUGGAUCUUGAAAAUCCUCCACAAACCCGUCUGUUGACUUGGAAGAGACUUUUGGCUGGAAACAACUUUUCUAUACAGUACAAGAUGACAAUGCUUUCCAAACACAGCCCUGGGAUCGCGGCCUGUCCGUCGGUGCGAGCUCCUGACGCACUCGAGGCAUUCACCUUCUUCAGCCACUCGUGUAGUACCACGGUGUGUGCUGUUCGCUUGCAGCCGGGGGCACUGAGCCUUGAGGCCCCUGAGCCAAAAUCUUCGCCAUUGUUUCAACUUUACUGAAAUACAGAGAACUUUGAGUUGUUUUGCUCAGCUUAGAGCGGGCGGGGGGAGAACCGGAGAGUCCUGAAGCUCCACAGGGUCAGUCGCUCCCGCUCUGGAUGUGUCUCCGUAACGUCACCCUUGUCUCUGUCACUUGGAAGUCACACUUCUCAAGUCUCAUUUUUAUAAAGUUGAGCAAAGUAUUGGUGUAACUUCUCACUAUUCCAGUUCGUUUUGUUGGAGAAAUAGAAAAGGCUGAUUUAAAAAAACGGGAUUCUCAACUUCUGGGUUUUUUUUUUCCAACAAAAUACUUCUAAAAUUUCAAAGUGAAGGUGUUUUUUUUUUUUCUAAGCAAUAUGUAAGGGAUAAAUAGCAAAAUAAUUUGGGAAAAAUAGCAAAACUAAUUCUAUAAGCCAAUGUUAAGGCUUAAGUUUUGGAAUUAUCUUGGAGUUGGUUGAAUAAAGUUGCUCUAUUUAAGGGUAAAA